This is a messenger RNA of Labrus bergylta (ballan wrasse), 961 nucleotides long. The record is from RefSeq and is a predicted model, not a curated record. NCBI's taxonomy places the organism in Eukaryota, Metazoa, Chordata, Actinopteri, Labriformes, Labridae.
AUGGCGAUAAAUGUGGUUUACAGGUUGAGUUCACAGAUAACUGGGCUAGUGAUAGAUCUUGAUGCUCUUUUCAAGGGUAGAUUGUGUUGCUUCCCCAAGGAUCCGCUGGAGGAUGUUGAGACUUGGGGUGAGUCUGUGGACAAAGUUCUCAGUUGUAAAGCUGGACAGAUAGCUUUCCGGCAGUUCCUGAAGUCCGAGUACAGUGAGGAGAACAUCUUGUUUUGGAUCGCCUGUGAGGAGUACAAAAAAAUCAAGUCAGCCCCCGAGAUGAUCUCAUCUGCCAACAGGAUCUACUCAGAGUUUGUCCAAACAGAAGCACCCAAACAGAUCAACAUAGAUUGCGGUACCAGAGAAAACAUAACAAAGAACAUCUCCCAGCCGACCCUGACUUCGUUUGAUUCAGCACAGAAGCUCAUCUACAGUCUGAUGGCCAGGGAUUGCUACCCGCGGUUCCUAAAAUCCGACAUCUAUCAGGGACUCCUGAGGCGAGGCGAUUCAAGGUGACUGUUUUAAAACUGACAGCCUCUCACCAAAGGCCCAUGAAAAAAAAAAAACAUCUCUCCAUCUCUGAUCUGCUGUAGCACGCUUUGAUUUCAGUAUGGAUAACGGGUUCAUGCCAGACAAUCCAGCUCCUAUGUGUAGCAGCAAUAGUUUUUCUCAACCUGUGUGAUUCCGUAGACAGAUACAGCUCAGAGAAUGUUUGGUUUGUAUUAUACUGUAUCUCUUAAAUUAUAUGAAGUUUUGAAAAUAGUCUCCAAGGACAUUGUGCACAUAAUGUAUCCCUGAUGAUCUACUUUCUCCUUUCCCCCCAUGAGGUUGAUAAUAAAAAAGAAAUCCUUUUAUUGUAAAGUAUUAUCACCAACUCAUUCUAAUUGAUUAUGCAAAUGAUUCAACCUUUCAUGCUGUGACAAACAUAGCUUUGAUGCAAAUAAAUAUGUGAGUGCCUUGUUACACUUCCUUA